GAUUCACUCUCUCAUGAAGUGAAAUUUUCACAAGUGAAGCAUAUGAUAUAUACACAGAAAGAAAACCAAUAUAAAAGAGGUAGGUUUUAAAUUGACUGAAGAUCUAAUGGCGUGACUCUUCUAAACCUGAUAUUCCCAAAAUUCCUCCUCCUUUUUCUUGUCUAAAUUUUCUCUAAGAAUGGAGGAUGGAGAUGAUUGGAUAGCCCCUGAUAAGCUUUACCACAUCCUUUUCUGCUUCUUCAUUGCUAUCAUUACCACUCUUGUGGCGGAAAGAGCUCGGUACCCUUUCGUACGCCGCAGGAGCAUCUUGAUCGGAUCCAUUGUCUCACUUGCUGCUGGCGCUGCUAAGGAGGUGGCCGACGAAUUAGGUUAUUUCAGGUCAGCAGUGCAAUUUAGCUGCUUCCUAAUUAUACACGUUGGCUGGAAUUUCCAAAGAAGAGAGCCGCGCUGCAAAAUGGUGUAGGAGACAAAGCAUGAAAUAAGAGUCUCUCAGCUGCACUUUAUAACCGCUCCAAGAUUUCAGACGGAAUGAAAAAAAGAAUUCACUUCAUGUAGCACUAUUUCUGUGAAUGUAAACACAUAUUAUACAGAAAUCUCUUCUACAAUCCAGUAAAAAGUAAAUUCUACACAUCGCAUAAGUUGCUAAUAG
Messenger RNA from Lycium ferocissimum, 649 nucleotides. RefSeq lists its product as uncharacterized. The coding region runs from base 179 to 463 and encodes 94 amino acids. The transcript has 2 exons. Lineage: Eukaryota; Viridiplantae; Streptophyta; Magnoliopsida; Solanales; Solanaceae. The record is from RefSeq and is a predicted model, not a curated record.